Molecule: messenger RNA, 3846 nt
Organism: Chelmon rostratus (copperband butterflyfish)
Lineage: Eukaryota; Metazoa; Chordata; Actinopteri; Chaetodontiformes; Chaetodontidae
Gene: pik3r1
Product: phosphoinositide-3-kinase, regulatory subunit 1 (alpha)
Exons: 15
Coding region: 529-2718 (729 amino acids)
Biological process (GO): phosphatidylinositol phosphate biosynthetic process; insulin receptor signaling pathway
Cellular component (GO): phosphatidylinositol 3-kinase complex
Molecular function (GO): 1-phosphatidylinositol-3-kinase regulator activity; protein binding
Source: RefSeq, a predicted model, not a curated record
GGAAGCCGUGCCGUUAUGUGGACAGGCUGUGAGUUGUAACAGUUCGUACUACUCGUCAAACCGGAUUUAAACGCGAGCAGAUGUUUUUUGUUUUUAAUCGUGCUGGUAGAGGAUCUGUUUAGGGUUGCAUUUUAUCAACAAUACCGCGCAGCUCCUAUGUUUAGCGAAGUGGAAGCGUUAAGUGUGGAAGGAAGAGGACUCGUUGGAUUCGUCUGUGGAUCUAUGCACACUCGGUCUGAGUAGCAUUCUCAAGAUCACAGCUGCAGGCCUUUUAUUGAUGGGUGCAUACUUUGAGGCAACGCACCAAGACAACUGGAAAUCAUUCAGAAGAGACAGGAACAGUGAGAGGAUGAAGACAAGCUAGACACAGCUGUCUCCAAAGAACUGUAUUGUUGGAAUUGUGCACCUACAAACAUUUGAACUAGCAAAUGUUCACCUGGGCUAAACACAUAAUCCGAAAAACCUGAAAAGCAACUUUGCCAGUUGAAGCUCAACUUCACAAGGAAACGUUGACAGAAAGUGAUCAAUAUGAGUGCUGAAGGAUAUCAGUACAGAGCGCUUUAUGAAUACAAGAAGGAGAGGGAGGAGGACAUUGAUCUGCAUGUGGGGGAUAUACUGUUGGUAAGCAAAGGAGCUCUGGUGGCUCUUGGGUACACUGAUGGGUUGGAACAGAGGCCGGACGACAUUGGCUGGCUGCCAGGCUUCAAUGAAACCACUCAGGAAAAAGGGGACUUCCCUGGGACAUAUGUCGAGUUCAUCGGGAAGAAAUGGAUAUCUCCACCUACACCCAAGCCACGGCCCCUCAGACCCUUACCUGUAGCUCCGGGUGCCUUCAAGGCGGAGACGGAUUCUGACUCGGAGCAAGGCUUCUGUCUGCUGGACUUGACGGAGCAGUUUUCCCUUCCAGACACUACUCCACCCAUGUUGGCCAGACUUCUGGAAGCUAUUGAGAGGAAAGGUCUGGAUAACGCCACUUUAUACCGGACAUUUACUGCUGGUGGUGGACUUGAAGUCAGACAGUACUUUGAUUGUGAUCCUCCUCCCUCAGCAGACCUGGAUCAGCUGGAGCUUCCAGUCCUGUGUGACGGUCUGCGCAGGUACCUGCAGGAUCUACCCCAGCCCAUCGUCCCCACUGCAAUAUACGCUCAGAUGGUCCACACCGCCAAAGAGGUGGUGAAUCCUGAGGAAUGUGCCCAGCUGCUACGUCGCAUCGCCAGCACCCCGAGCCUGCCCCCCCAGUACUGGCUAACCCUCCACUGUCUGCUCAGGCAUUUCGCUAGAGUGUGCCAAAACUGCUCCAAGAACCUGCUGAGCGCCAGGGCCCUGGGCGAGAUCUUCAGCCCUGUGUUUUUCAGACAGCAGGCCACCAGUUGUGAACCCAGCUUGGAUGCUCACAUUAAGAUCAUUGAGCUUCUGGUGACCAGCGAAUGGAGUGAAAGUCUAGCAGCUCCAGCUCUACCUCCAAAGCCACCCAAGCCCGCAUCUGUGACUAACAACGGUAUGAACAACAACAUGGCUCUGCAAGACGCUGAAUGGUACUGGGGAGACAUCUCAAGGGAGGAGGUCAAUGAGAAACUGAGGGACACUGCGGAUGGUACGUUUCUGGUGCGAGACGCCUCUACAAAAAUGCACGGCGACUACACUCUGACUCUGAGGAAAGGAGGAAACAAUAAGCUCAUUAAGAUAUUCCAUCGGGAUGGGAAGUACGGCUUCUCAGACCCGCUGACCUUCAGCUCCGUCGUCGAGCUCAUCAACCACUAUCGCAACGAGUCGCUGGCGCAGUACAACCCCAAGCUCGACGUCAAGCUGCUGUAUCCAGUCUCCAAACACCAGCAGGAUCAGGUGGUGAAAGAAGACAACAUCGAAGCUGUGGGGAGGAAGCUCUGCGAGUACCACCAGCAGUACCAGGAGAAGAACAAAGAGUACGACCGCCUGUACGAAGAAUACACCAGAACAUCGCAAGAAAUCCAAAUGAAAAGGACGGCGAUAGAGGCUUUUAACGAAACUAUAAAGAUAUUUGAGGAGCAGUGCCAAACACAAGAGCGGUACAGCAAGGAGUACAUCGAGAAAUUCAGGAGAGAAGGCAACGACAAGGAGAUCCAGAGGAUCAUGGGCAACUACGAGAAGUUGAAGUCCCGCAUUAGCGAAAUCGUAGACAGCAAACGCCGACUGGAGGAAGAUCUGAAGAAGCAGGCGGCGGACUACAGAGAGAUCGACAAGAGGAUGAACAGCAUCAAGCCAGACCUCAUCCAGCUCCGUAAGACCAGAGACCAGUAUCUCAUGUGGUUGACCCAGAAGGGAGUCAGACAGAAGAAACUCAACGAGUGGCUCGGAAUCAAGAACGAGAACACAGAGGAUCAAUACUCGAUGGUGGACGAUGACGAAGACCUCCCGCAUCACGACGAGCGGUCCUGGAAGCUGGGCAACAUCAACCGAGUGCAGGCGGAGGCUCUCCUCCAGGGCAAGAGAGACGGAACAUUCCUGGUUCGAGACAGCAGCAAAGCAGGAUGCUACGCCUGCAGCGUUGUUGUGGACGGUGAGGUGAAGCACUGCGUCAUCAACAAGACCCCCUCAGGUUACGGCUUCGCCGAGCCGUACAACCUGUACAGCUCACUAAAAGAACUCGUACUUCACUACCAGCACACGUCUUUGGUCCAGCACAACGACUCUCUGAAUGUGACGCUAGCGUACCCGGUCUACGCCCAGCAGAGACGGUGAGGACCCGGCCGCGACCACGCGGACGCAAGAAAAAGGCCCGACGGGAGCUGGAGACGCCCGUCCUCGGACUCCAUGACUCACAGAGACGUUUGCCUCGCUCGGACUUGAAACGGGAGGAAAAAGACACGAAUGAAGCCUGAAACAUUUCAGUGACUUUGCCCGAGCACGAGCCUGAGGCGAGUCUGAAUGUAGAUUUCUUUCUUUUGCUUUUUCGUGGGAGCACAGAAUCAAGCGGAAACUGCUGAACUCUCCCCCAGCAGAGGACAUCUGAGGCCUUUUCCUAACGGUGCUUGUUCUUUUUCAAAGCUUUACCAGCCGGGAAUGUCUAAUCGCAGCAGAUAAACUCUUCAGAUGGAACAGUACCCACCGGCCACAUCUUUGUUUUUCCACCUUUUUUUUUUUCCUAAGUCAUCUAAGUGUGUGUUUGUCUGUGUUUUCUGCACAAGUGUUUCUGUGUAUGUGGCUAUGAGCGUGUGUGCGAUUGUCCAUGUGACCAAAACUCAUAGAAUCAGGAAACUGUGUGAUGUUGCGGGAUGGGGGGGGGUGCUGUGGAACACAUUUGCUUGUGUUAACUGUUCAGUAGCAGACCAGGGGUCAGCUGAUAAAUGUAGCAAAAUGGCACUUUUUAAAGAAAGUUUAAUGUUUUUUUUUUUGUUUUUGAAAAGACUCCUAUGGACUUUUAUAAGAAGAGCAGCGGGGGGCACGGCGCCCACUUCCUGCCUUCUAACUGUCGAGCAUUACACCGCAGAAGCAAACUUGAUGUUUUCCGUGGGCGGGUGGAACUAUGAAUGGACUAUUUCAUGUACAUAUGUGAAAAAUGUGCAAAGUCAUGAAUCAAAGUGCACCAUACCAAAAAAAGAUCAGUUCCCGUUUAGUUCUGUUCUGAUCUGCUAUGCAAUUCUUUCUCCGUGACUUCUUCAGAGUUGUGUUCUGUUCUGCGACCCACAAUAUAAGCUUGUUUUAUUGCUUGAAAAGUAUCUUUUCCUGUGUAAAUAUCCCAGAGGAUAUUUUGUCAGAACGCCAAGAUACUGUAAAGAAACUGCUUAUGAUUUUUAAAGAUAAUAAUAGCAACAUACACUUUAUUAUAAAUUACUUUAACGACUGGUAUAAAGACGGAAAAGAUGAGUA